AUGCAAAACGACGACGUUAUUUGGAGUAUUUUAAUGAAAGGCCGGGGCAAUUGCUCUUACUUGAUCAAGACCAAAUCACAAAACUUUUGCCGAAAUGAAUACAACGUGUCAGGUCUUUGCGGCCGGAAGACCUGUCCACUUGCCAACAGCAACUACGCGACCGUUCGAGAGGAAGAAGGCCAGUGCUAUUUGUUUAUCAAAACAAUUGAGCGAGCUGCCUUUCCGGCUAAACUCUGGGAGAAGGUCAAACUGUCUAAAAAUUAUGAAAAGGCCCUCGAACAGAUCGACCACCACCUGAUGUACUGGCCGAAGCACCAGAUUCACAAAUGCAAGCAGCGAUUCACUAAGAUCACCCAGUACCUCAUUCGUAUGCGCAAGCUACAGCUGCAGCGGCAGAAGAAGUUGGUGCCACUGCAAAACAAGGUGGAGAGACGUGAACGCCGUCGAGAGGUCAAGGCACUCAUUGCUGCCCGACUUGAAAAUGCAAUCGAGAAAAAUCUGCUGGAACGACUUAAGAAGGGCACUUACGGCGAUAUCUACAACUUUCCGCAAACCGCUUUUGAAAAUGCACUGAGCACAGAAAUGGAGGAAGGGCAGGAGGAGGAAGAGGAAGAAGAGGAAACAGAGUAUGAACUUGAAAAGGAGCUCAUCAGUGACGAUGAAGAGGAAGACGGCGAAACGGUGGAGUACGUGGCCGCUGAUGCGUUUGACUAGAGCGAUGAAGAGGACGAGGAGGAGGAGGAGGACAUUGAGGACAUUAGCGAUAAGCUGGACAUGGCCAGGAAGGGUGCCAAGAAAGGACCUAAAAAGGGCAUCCUCAAGAGGCCUCGCAUUGAGAUCGAGUACGAAAAUGAGUAUGAUCGCCUGUCCACCUCAAAACAAACUCGAUAA
Messenger RNA from Rhagoletis zephyria (snowberry fruit fly), 891 nucleotides. The record is from RefSeq and is a predicted model, not a curated record. Lineage: Eukaryota; Metazoa; Arthropoda; Insecta; Diptera; Tephritidae.